AUGACCAACUCUUCUUUUUUUGGUUUUGAUAUCGAUGUACCCGACGCGGUAAAGGGAGGUGUUAUCGUUUGUCUUACUAUUCUUGCAGGAUUAUCAUCUGGACUAUUGCUUUGUUUGUUUUCACUUGAUACAAACCGUUUGAAUGCCCUCAUGCAAGGAUCUAAUACCGAAGAUGCACGGAGGGCACGUCGUGUGAUGAUGCUAUUACAUAAGCCUAACUGGCUCUUGGUGACUCUUAUCCUUUUGGAGGACGUGGCUGUGGAAAUGAUGCCUCUUGUAUUUGAUCUAUUUCUAAACCCUAUAGCGGCAAUUUUCGUUUCUGUUGGGAUUAUAUUGGUUUUUGGAGAGAUUAUACCACAGGCGAUAUUUGUUCGUUACGCAUUACAGGUAAGUGCUGCGAUGGCUUAUGUGGUUUUAUUUAUGAUGUGCUUGACAUCACCUAUUACAUGGCCUAUAGGAAAAUUGUUAGAUAUUAUUCUUGGUGACAAGGAAAAAGUUUUUUGGGGUCGUAGCGAAUUGAAGGAACUUGUGCGCUUACAAGAAGAACUACAAAAUGAAAAAUGUGGUGAAGAUAUAAUUACCUCAUCUCAGAAUGAACAAUCUUCUUUAAUGCCUCAUGAUCAAGAUAUUUCUCCUUUAGAAGCUAGUAUUAUUCUUGGCGCAUUAAGUAUGUCUGAAAGCACAGCUUUAGAUGUUUUAAAACAAGAUCUUAAUUCUGUAUAUUGUUUACAUCGUGAUACUUUGGUAACGAAGGAGAUUACUAAGACUAUCUUUUUAAAGGGACUUCGUUUUAUCGCUGUAUACAAUGAUGUUGAUGACUCAACAAGUGUUACACAUGUACUCGAAACCAAGGUCCUUAUAUGCUUUGUAUAUCGAAAAGAAAAAGAGUCAGUACGUCUCUGUGAUCUUCCUUUGCGUCCACUUUGUUGUUUUCCAGAAACGACCCUUUGCAGUGAACUAUUUGAAAGUUUACACCACAUGGUGGGUCAAGUUGCUGCUGUUGUAGGUGGGGAAGGUAAAAUAAUUGGUAUAGUGACAAUGCGAGACGUUGUGGAAUUUAUUCAUAGAACCUCAUUUAAAGGGGAAAUGGAUCCCAAAGCAGAUGCACCUUUGCAAAUGGCAAAUUCAUGGAGAAGGUUGCGUGAAGUCUGUGAAGAGAGCAAUAGAAGUGUAUUUCUCCGUGCGAAUGGUGUGAUGCCUCUUCGCCAUACCUGGACUGCAGGAGGGGAAAAAGAUAGUCAUACUUCUUCUUGUCAUUCCACACAUUCCAACAGUCCAUUGCUUCGGCCGAAUAGUUCCCAAAACGCCUCUCUUUGUUAA
Messenger RNA from Trypanosoma theileri, 1320 nucleotides. RefSeq lists its product as uncharacterized. NCBI's taxonomy places the organism in Eukaryota, Euglenozoa, Kinetoplastea, Trypanosomatida, Trypanosomatidae. The transcript has a single exon. The record is from RefSeq and is a predicted model, not a curated record. Gene Ontology annotation, cellular component: intracellular membrane-bounded organelle. The coding region runs from base 1 to 1320 and encodes 439 amino acids. Gene Ontology annotation, biological process: magnesium ion homeostasis.